Molecule: messenger RNA, 2185 nt
Organism: Zeugodacus cucurbitae (melon fly)
Lineage: Eukaryota; Metazoa; Arthropoda; Insecta; Diptera; Tephritidae
Exons: 4
Coding region: 192-728 (178 amino acids)
Source: RefSeq, a predicted model, not a curated record
UACAAUUACAAUAACAAUUAUGUAGUGCAAAAAAGACGCGUUGCGAAUCUUCAAGUAUCUCCAACGCUCGAUUGCCAUUUGGCCAUUAGUUAGCAAUUACAAUUGCAUUUGUGAUGUACUAGAAAUCUAUGAGUGCAGAGGUGUUUGUUUGUCUAUACUCCCUCAAACCCUCUCCAAAGUAAGGUAUUAAAAUGUUGUGUGUAGUCUUUGGAUUAGCACUUGCCGGGGCCGCUGUGGCAAGCGAGGAUACGCAGGUUGAGUAUCCAUAUUGCUUUCGCUUCACCUGGAUCGGACCCUAUCAGGAUAAGCAGCAUAUUGCCGGUUUGACUUGUGAGCACUUGCGUGAGGACUUCAAGAAUGUGCCGUGUCGACGGCCACUGGUGGCAACAGAUAAUGAUGCCAUACCGGACACAAUUGAUUUGUGGCGUCAACAUCACAAACAGCCGAACACUUUCGGUUGCCCCUUGGUACCUGGUGAGGCGUGCGUCAAAUACACAUACACCUACAAUAAGGGAGUGCAAAACAUCACAUAUAUGUGCGCAAAAUCGAACGCGACCUACGGUUGCUAUCGCCAGAAGUUCAUUUCCGGUUUGGAGGUUGAAGUGUGUCUCUGUAAAUCAGAGCUGGGGCAUGUGCCCUGCAAUCACGCGACGAUUUCAAUGCACAAUUUACUCAAAAGCGGCAUUUUGUGGCUCAUUGUAGGCGGUUUUUCACUCAUUUGGCUUUAAUAUAGGUGGCAACACUGUACAAAUUUUCGAGUUUUUAUCACUAAUAUUAGAUAAAAUAUGUAAGGUAGUGUAAGUACGCGCGGAAUUAUGCAUUAAAUACAAUCGCAAAUUGUAAAAAAUUAAGGAUUUGGGAUUAUUUUGAGAUAAAGUUUUCGAGAAAGUGAGACAGUAUUUGAUUUUUGGCGUAGUUAUGGACCGAUUGGAUUUCAACAGACCUUGUGUUGUGGCUCUUCCUAUUUUAUAUUUUACGUUACUUAUUCAACGGUAUAUAACCUAUAAAGUCAAUUGGAGAGAAACCCAUUUAAUGCUUUAAAUGGGGUCCACGGCAAAAUUUGGACCCUUUUGAUCUAUUUUGAUCCGAAAAGACAUUAAGGAAGUCCAAUUUCCUCACAUAGUUUUAUUUACUUUCUAACAUAUUUUCCUGUAAUACAUAUAGGGAGUAAAAUCAAGCGGAUGUUGCAGAAUCUCUUUAUUUAUAUAUAUAUAGUAGCUAUGGGAAGACUUGGGCCGAUUUGAGCAAUUUUCAGUCACAAGAGACAUUAUAUAAAUUCUGAUAUUCUCACCUAGUUUCAUUUGUAUAAUGAACAUAUUUACCGAUCUAUACGAAAUAAAAUUAACCGGAAGAAUAAAAACUUGUUUUGAUAUAUGACAGCUACCGGAAAACGUAGACCGAUUUGAGCUAUUUUUGGCUGCAAAAGACAUUAUAGGAAUUCAAACCGAAUCACCGAAUUUCAUGCAGAUAAUUCAAAUAUUUACCCGAUAUAUGAGCUAUAAAACCAGCUGGAAGUAAAAAAGCAUUUGAUGCGGUAUAUGGGGGCUGGGGGAAGAUAUGGACUAAUUAUAAUGAUGGAUAUGUUUUUGGUAGCAAAAGGUAUUAUGGGAAAUCUAACAAUUUCAGACAGUUUCAUUUAUAUAUCUCUCCUAUUUGCCGACAUAUACAGCAUAACCGGAAGGCGAAAAAUCAUUUUUUUAUGUGUGCAAGAUGAAGGUAUAGACCGAUUUCAUCCGUUUUUGAGACCAGAUCUCAUUAUACUAAGUAGAUCAUUUUCACUCAAUUUUGUUAUGAUAUCUCAUGUAUUGACCGAUAUAUACGGUAUAAGAUUAAGAUUAAGUAAAUAAAGGCCGAUUUCUCUCAUUUUCGUUACCAAACCACGGUAUUCGUAAAUAAAAAAAUAAAUAAAUAAAAAUAGGUAAAUAAAGCUUGGUAUGAAAAGCUUGAAAAGCUGGCCGACAUGGGUAAUGCUCGAAAAUUUUAUGAAAAGAUGAGGCGAUUAACAGAAGGUUUCAAGACCGGAGCAUUAUCAUGUAGGGACCGAGAAGGUAAUCUGGUAACGGAUGUCCAGAGCACACUGGGAUUAUGGAGGGAACACUUCUCCGACCUGCUCAAUGGCAGUGAAAGUACAACACCAGGAGAUGGCGAACCCGAUUCCCCAAUCGAUGACGAUGGAAUAGAUUUU